AUGCUGCCCGGCGCGUUUCUAUCGCAAGAAAAAACUGUUUCAGUGUAAACUUGUAAUGCAGAAACUGUAUCUGAGAACUGUUUGUCUUGCUACACAAGCAAGACACUGGAUUUUUAGCUUUGUUUUCCCCUAUAGGACAAUCUCGCAUGGCAAAUUUUCUCUGUGAUGUAGAGCAACCGUGUGAUGCAAAACUUGCAAAAUCCUUACAGUGAAACACUUUUUUCGUCCGAUACUCUCUUCCGCAAGCUAGUUCCCCGAAUGGAGCGAAAGAGAAGGCAGCUUCAACAUCGUUAUUGAGAGGAAAAAUCCCCCCUCGCCAUAUCGAAGCGGUAUGUUUCCGAAAAUUUGUGUUCCUGAUUUGAGACCACAAACCAAGGCUGUCUUGCAAGAAGACAAGUGCAGAGGCUUCCGCGCCAUUAUGGAAGCGAUUUGGCAUGCUGUUGGGCCUAGGGGACAGCCCCAGCCGUUCUUUGUAAUGCUAAACAACUAGACCCAAACGCGCGGACCUAGGCUGAGGAUCUGGCUGCGAUGUCUUACUGCAAGACAGCGCGCAGUUGUGUACGGAAAUCCAGCAUCAGAACUUCGUUUUGAUAUGGGGAGGGAGGGUUUUUCCUUACGAUAAUCGUCCAUACUGACUCGGUACGCCGGAUUCCUUCUAUAUGACUUGCUCAAAUGUUACAAUCUCAAGCGUUACAAUAGAAUCUGAAAUUUGUGUUGCAUGAUGAGGAUGACAGAAGGUUCCACCUUUUGCAAUACAAAUUUCGCCAGAUUGUAGUGAGUUUUGGGGCUCCGAAACUUGUCAUGCGCAAUCCUAUGAGAGUUGGCUAGAUCAUGCAAUCUUGCAUCACAGAUUUCCAUAUUCUAUUGUAACGUUUGAGAUUGUAGCACCUGAGCGGGUUAUAUUCUAGCGUGCUUCUUUCUGGUUUUGGUGGAGCGUGAAAUCAGCCGGAGAACUAGGUCUUCAGCUGGAUCAUGGCCCUGUUAUUGCCCGGAAAAAUCCCCCCCCCACGUUUAUAGAAAGCGCAGCCUUCUGAAAAUUUGUGAUGCAGAUUUGUGGUCACAAAUCCUGUCUGCCUUGCCAGAAGGCAAACUCACUGACGCCGCCACGAUAUGCAGGCGAUUUGUAAUGCUGCAGGGCCUACAGGGGCCCAGACGUCUGCCAUGCUAGGCCCCUACAGCAAAAGGGCUAGGGCCCGCCACCUUAGGCGUACGAUCUGCGUGCAGCCCUUUACUGCAAGACAAGUGUGAUUUGCGUACACAGAUCCCGCAUCACAGGCUUCCGAUUUGAUAUGGGGAGGAGACGAGAAUUGUCAUUUUGAUACCUGUGGGACGUUGUUCGCGCGGCAGCGAGGACGAUCGAGUUGGACGGGGGCAGGAGGCUAUGCAUUGCAAAAGUGUCUGUGUCUGGAAGAGUGGCGGUUCAACUUGUAAUGCUGUCUGCGGAUUCCAAAAAUGUCUGUGUUGCAUGAGCAGCAAGAGGAGUCAGCUCAUGGCACGCAGAGAGGGCAUUUCUCAUGCGUCAUUAGCACCAAGAAGCUUUCAUAAAAUCAGUGAUGCUAGAACCAGCAUCACAGACCUCACGGAUCAUGCAACAUGUGCAUGACAAGCCCCGACUCUUCCAGACCUAGACAUUUUUGCAGUUGAUAGAGGCGCACAGGAUGGCGCAGCGCCCAAGGCGGAGCUGCCCGCACCUGAACCCAUGAAGAUUACGACAGAGUUAUCCUGAGUAAAAACGUACCCACACCAGAGUUGUAAUGCAGAUUUGCAAAGACAGGAAGACUUGUAAUGCGCAUCCCCAUGAGAGCCAUUUCCAAUCGUGUUUUGGAAUUUGUGAUGCUGUGAACAGGAUGAGCAGAUGAAUCUGUGAUGCGGCUGCACUUGCUAACCUGCACUACACUGCAGAUUGCAACUUGUCAUGCGUGACUCACAAAACUCCUAGGUUUGUGUUGCAAAAUCCCCAUCCUGACUCUGGUGUGGGUACGUUUUUACUCAGGAUAAGAGUCUGGAGGUGAAGGUCUGCAUAAAGUAGUACCAAUAUCAAAAUGAAAAAUCCUCUCUCCCCACAUCAAAACGAAAUUUCUGAAGAUGCUCCUGGAUUUGCGUGCAGUAGAGGACUGCAGGCCCAUAUCAUGCCGAUGUAGAGAGGUUUUGCCCUAAGUAGGCACUUAGCAUGAGGAACGUCUAUGCUGUAGGCCCAACAGCAUCACAAACCGCCUGAAUGAUUGGGCGGACAGCCUAUGCCGUUGCUUUCUUGCAAGACAGACACGACGAUCAUCUGUGGUCACAAAUCAGCAUCGCAAAUCCUCUGUGGCGUGCCUUUUCGAUAUGGGGACGAGGGGGGAUUUUUCCUUACGAUAAAAAUCAAGCAGAAGUACAACUAGUGUGCUGCCACCUAUCAAAUGCAAAAGUGUCUGGGUCUGGAAGAUUCUGAGACUUGUCGUGCAUGUUUUGCAUGACCCAGGAUGUCUGUAAUGCACGACCUAGCAUCACAGAUUUUUAGAGGGCUUCCUGAACCUGGUGCCUACUCCGCAUGACAAACGCCCUCCCCGCGUAGCACAAACUAGACUCCUCUUGCUGGUCAUGCGUUACAGAUUUUUUUAGAGACCGAAGUUAGCAUCACAAGUUCCAAUUCUUCCAGACCCAGACACUUUUGCAUUUGAUACCACCGCAAACGGAGCAGACGUGGGACGAGGUUCUUUUGCUCGGAUAUCAAAAGGAAAAAUCCCCCCUCCCCAUAUCAAAACGAAGUUUCUGAUGCUAGAUUUCCGUACACAAAUCAGAUUUGUCUUGCAGUGGGGGACUGCAGGCAUAUGCCAAGCCUGAGUCGAGAGGUUUUGACGUAGGCGCCUAGCAUGACAAACGUCUAGGCUGUAAGCCCAACAGCAUCAACACAAACCGCCUGCAUAAUGCGGCGGACUCUCUGGGUUCGUUUUCUUGCAAUACAGACAGGCUUUGUGGUCACAAAUCUGCGUCACGAAUUUUCAGACGAGUAGACUUUCAAUAUGGGGAGGCGGGAUUUUUCCCUACAAUAUCGGAAAGUUUGAGCGGGUGACGAAGGAAACCCCUGCCGAAAAAGCGGCGCGAAGAGCGAAGCAUAUUGAGAGGAAAAAUGCCCCCUCCCCAUAUCGAAACGGCAUGCUUCCGAAAAUUUGUCUUGCUGAUUCCCCAUUUGAUAUGGGGUGGGGGCUUUUUUCAUUUUGAUAAAGCAGCGAACGUAUCUGCAGGGUGCGUACGAGCACGUCGCGCACACCUUCGCGCCGGGCUUUUGCAAGCGGGUGAGUCGACUAGGGCCGGGCGGCGACGGCGGCAAGAACGUUUGCGCGGACCAGCUCCCCAAUGCUGGGCAAAGUAGAAAUAAUGGCUCCCCUGCCACGUCGCUGACGGGUUCCGUUGGAGCCGGCGAUCCUUUGGCGACGUCGUUAUUACAAUGAAAAAUGCCCCCACCCCCGAAUCGUUGGGAGCAUUUGUAUUGCAAACCUUUCCAAGUGAAACAUUCGCCCUCUUGCAUCUCUCAGCAUCACAGGUUUCUAAUCGUGAAUAGCAAAAAUUUGCAUUGCAAAAGACCCCAGCAAGAGGGGCGCUUGUCAUGCAAGCGAUGCGAUACACGCCGAGACUCUGCAUCGGAAAGAUUCAUACUCCUUUCAUGCAUAGAUAAAAAAGUUCUUCAUUUGAAAACCUUACGCAUGACAAAUUUUUGCAAUUUCAGUGGUGGGGGGCACUUUUUACUGUAAUAGUCGUCCUGUCUCGUUUAUUCCCUCGGGUCUCGCCUCGAUUUUUCCUUCGAAGCGGCCGUAGUGCGGGAGACGGGGUAUCAAAAGGAAAAAUCCGCCCUCCCCAUAUUAAGAGAGUGUUUCUGAUGCUGGAUUUGCGUACACAAAUCAGGUCUGUCUUGCAGUAGAGGACGGCAGCAGGCCCAUACUAAGCCUAGGCACAAGGGUAGUUUUGACGUAGGAGCGUAGCAUGGCAAGCGUGUACUCUGUAGGCCGCAUAGCAUGAUCACAAACAGCCUGCAUAAUGCGGCUGAGUUGCUGGAUUGGCCUUCUUGCAAUACCUAGACGACUUGGGGUCACAAAUCAGCAUCGCAAAUUUUCAGCAGUAUCCCUUUUUGGUAUGGGGAGGGAGAUCUUUCCUCACAAUACGGGGUGCGCGGUAGCCACCUUUGACUGCACCGUUCCGCCCGAAAAAGGACAAGCGCUAGCGAAGAAGCUACCGGGGACCGUAUUCUGAGUAAAAGCGGGGCCCACACCCCAGAGUUGUCAUGCAAAUCUGCAUGCCAAAAAAGUUUCAUCUCAUGCGGAGGGGGCCCAUGAGGAGCAUUUUGAAGUCGUGUUUUGGAAUUUGUGAUUCUAAAAUCAGCAUGAUGUGCUAGAUCUGUGAUGCUGCUGAACUAGCUCAACAGGAUAAUUACACUACGAGGACAUCAAACUUGUCAUGCGAAACAGCCAAAGCUGGCUGAUUUGUCUAGCAGAUUUCCCAUCUUGACUAUGGGGUCGUGGGGAGGUUUUUGCGGAGGAUAGACCGUCAAUUUUCACCCGUGGUGCGUGGGCGAAUCGGACGAAGAGAAGCCGAUCAGCAGCGACGUGGGCUACAAGAAGAAGACCGGUAUCAGAAUGAAAAAUCCCCCCUCCCCAUAAAUCAAAACGAAGUUUCUGAUGCUGGAUUUGCCUACACAAAUCAGAUUUGUCUUGCUGGCGAGGACUGCAGGCCCGUACUAAGUGUGGGCAGAGAGGUUUUGGCCUAGACGCUUAGCAUGAAAAACAUCCGCGCUGUGGGCCCAACAGCAUGACAAACCGCCUGCACAAUGCGGCGGAGCCUGCGGAGUUGCCUUCUUGUAAGACAGACGCGAUUUGUGGCCACAGAUCAGCAUCACAAAUUUCCAAACAUAUGCCUUUUCGGUAUGGGGAGGGGGGAUUUUUGCUUUUGAUAACCGGACAGUUUUACACACUGGAGACCAUUCAAAGAAAAUUAGGCCACGUAUCAAAAAAAAAAAAUCCCCCCUCCCCAUAUCAAAAUGGAAAUCUGUGAUGCAGCUUUGUGGUCACAAAUCAACUUUGUCAUGCUAGCAGGGAAAAGAUGCGGACUGUAGUGCAGGGUGGUGUGGGAAAGCCUUGCAGGUCCAGCAUGACAGGAGGCAGCUGGAAGUAUGAAACAGCAUGACAAAUUGCCUGCAAACCAGGCCACAGCUGCGGCUCUUGGCUUUCUAGCAAUACAAAUCGAUUUGUGUACUCAAAUACAGCAUCACAAAUUUCGUUUUCGAUAUGGGGAGGGGGGAUUUUUCCUCUCAAUACCACGAGCGCGUCGACUUGUUGAAGAUGGACAUUGAGCGCAGCGAGUUCGGUAUCGCAAGAAAAAACUGUUUCACUGUAAACUUGUAAUGCAGAAAAUGCAUCUGAGAAGUAUUUGUCUUGCUACACAUGCAAGACAGUGGAUUUUUAGCUGUGUUUUUCCUUAGGAAUCUCGCAUGGCAAAUUUUCUCUGUGAUGUAAAACAAACUUGUCAUGCAAAAUUUGCAAAAUCCUUACAGUGAAACACUUUUUUCAUACGAUAUUCGGCGUGGUAAAAGGCCUCCGACUCAACAGCCCUCAACAAGCGGGGGAAGAGCGAAAAUUUCUGCCACGGCAAAUCUUGAUGGAAACGCAUUUGCACGACGCCUACAACUAUCAACUUCAAAAAUGUCUGGGUCUGGAAACUUGUGAUGCAAGUCCGUGAACAAUAAGUGCUCUGUAAUGCGCCGCCAAGCGUGACAAGUUUUUUCGUGCUUCUUUGAUGCGUAUUUCGCAUGAGAAACUGCGCUUUUGCAUGACAGGCAAGAGCACCUCUUGAUGGCCGCGCAAUACAGAGCGCCGAGUCAUGCCAGACUAGCAUGACAAUCUUCCAGACCCAGACAUAUUUGCGAUGCAUAACAACCUCUGGGGCGGGAAAGCUGUCACCGCUGCACAAUGGUCGGACUUCUGGCAGAAGUUGCGCGGCCUCUAUUAGAAUGAAAAAUCCUUCCUCUCUUUUUUAACGAAGUUUCUGAUGCUGGAUUUGCGUAUACAAAUCAGAUUUGUCUUGCUGGCGAGGACUGCAGGCCCAUAUCAAGCCUGAGUAGACAGGUUUUGGCCUAGGCGCUUAGCAUGAAAGAUGUCUACGCUGUAGGGACGACGCAUGACAAACCGCCUGUAGAAUGCGGCGGAUCCUGUGGCGUUGCCUUCAUGCAACACAGAGACGAUUGGUGGCCACAAAUCAGCAACACAAAUUUUCGGAAACAUACCUUUUCAAUAUGGGAAGGGGGGAUUUUUCCGCUCAAUAACCUCGGCUACCGAGUCAUUGCGCACGAACCAAAUCCAGUGGGAGCGGUCUGCCACGAGUGGAGCGUCAAGCUCGAUAUGGAUUGCAAAUAUGUCUGGGUCUGGAAGGUGGAAACUUGUCAUGGUAAAUCUGAAUCAUGUAAAAAUCUGUGUUGCAUGAUUACCAAAAGCUCUUCACUUUUGACUAAGUUAGGAUGGAGUUUCUCAUGCAGGAUAGGCAUGGCAGAGACCUCGCAGAGUCUGUCAUGCUGAGUCCCGCAUUCCAGACCUCAUGGGUCAUGGAAAAUCUGCAUGACAAGUUCACACUUUUCCAGAUCCAGACAUUUUUGCACUUGAUACUCGAGGACCAGUGACGAUUGUGCGCAUUCUAAAUGUUGUGUCAGGGUACGGCAAAGUGCAGAGUUUGUCAUGCAGGUAGUCGCGGGGACAAGUACUUCAAUUAAACGGACUUUCAGCUUGAGGGACUGAAAUGCUUACAAUACCUGUGUCAAAAGAUAAAGAGACUGCUGUCGCUUAUCGCACUUUCCGAAUCUCGAGUGUCUUCUGCAGCUGUCUGCGGACUUCUAUAUGUGCUGUCGUUGUUUGCGCACGACGCAUGACAGAUGAUCACGGGCACAGUUAAGAAGGGCUCGAUAUUGAUGGCAUCGAACACUUCAUGACCAAAUAGACAGCAUGCGCGUGUUGACUCUGUGGUGACAAACUUCGGAAUUACUUAUUCAAAAAAAGGGAGCAGAGGGCUUCGUUGCAGUGCAAGCUUGGAGAUGAGAAAUCCCAGAUUUGCAAUUUGGGCGCAGCCGAAAUGUGUUAUCGUGAUCUGUGGAUGUUGUCGGUUGCCC
Molecule: messenger RNA, 7126 nt
Organism: Amoebophrya sp. A120
Lineage: Eukaryota; Dinophyceae; Syndiniales; Amoebophryaceae
Source: the annotation of a GenBank genome assembly